Fragaria vesca subsp. vesca is the source of this 2553-nucleotide messenger RNA. RefSeq names its product probable glutamate carboxypeptidase 2-like. The coding region runs from base 124 to 2211 and encodes 695 amino acids. The record is from RefSeq and is a predicted model, not a curated record. NCBI's taxonomy places the organism in Eukaryota, Viridiplantae, Streptophyta, Magnoliopsida, Rosales, Rosaceae. The transcript has 13 exons. Gene Ontology annotation, molecular function: carboxypeptidase activity.
GCAGAAGCAAGAAACAAAGCAGCGAAAGAAAGAGAAAACAAGUACGUGGUAUCUACCAUAUCUGAUCAAAGUGGUCAGUUUCCUAUUUUGGAAUUCCGGCAGAACUAGGAACCUUACUCAAGAAUGAUCAAAACAGCCACCGCGGCUUUCCUAGCCAUACUCACCUCCUUAACCUUCCUCCUCUUCCUCUAUUCUCCGACGACCCCCAAAUCCUCCUACCACUCCCUCUUCAUCUCCGCUUCCCUCUCUUCCAACACCUCCAUCUCCCGCCACCUCCAUACCCUCACGCGCCGCCCCCACGUCGCCGGAACCCCGGCCAACGCCGAAGCCGCCACCUACGUCCUCUCCAUCUUCACCUCCUCCAAUCUCCGAUCCCGCAUCACCCCCUACCACGUGGCACUCACUUACCCUAUCUCCCGCUCCCUAACCCUAACUCCUUCACCUUCUUCACCACCCGUCAACUUCGACCUCCAACAAGAAACCUACCCCGGCGACCCCUACGCUGACGUGGCAGCCGAGGUUGUCCCCACUUUUCACGCUUUUGCUAAGUCCGGGGACGUCGCCGGCGACGUGGUUUACGUCAACUACGGGAGGUUGGAGGACUACGAAACUCUUAACAAAAUGGGGGUCAACGUUUCUGGUGCAGUUGUGUUGGCUAGGUAUGGGGAGAUUUAUAGGGGGAGCAUAGUGCAGAUUGCUUAUGAGGAAGGAGCGGUUGGGGUUUUGGUGUAUUCGGAUCGGAAGGACUACGGCGGAGGCGGCGGAGGGAGGUGGUUUCCGGAGGAAAAGUGGCUGCCGUCGAGUGGGGUACAGGUGGGGACGGUUUAUAAUGGGUUAGGGGACCCGACUACGCCGGGGUGGGCGAGUACUGAAGAAGAGUGUGAGAGGCUUUCCGAUGAGGAAAUGGACCAGGGUGGGGAUUUGCCUUUGAUACCUUCACUGCCUAUUUCUGGUGCUGAUGGGGAGGCUAUUUUGAGGGCCGUUGGAGGACAGGUGGCGAAGGAUGAUUGGCAGGGGAGUGGGAAUGCCCCAACUUAUAGGGUUGGUCCAGGUCCUGGGGCUGUGCAUCUUAGUUACACUGGAAAGCAAGUCAUAGAAAAAAUUGAGAAUGUGAUUGGUGUCAUAGAAGGUGAAGAAGAACCUGAUAGAUUUGUCAUUCUAGGUAAUCACCGCGAUGCUUGGACAUUUGGAGCUGUUGACCCAAAUAGUGGCACUGCAGCACUGCUAGAGAUUGCUCAAAGAUUGGGGAAGCUACAGGAAAAAGGGUGGAAACCUCGACGCACGAUUAUCUUGUGCAAUUGGGAUGCUGAAGAAUACGGCCUGAUAGGAUCAACUGAAUGGGUAGAAGAAAACAGAAACAUGCUAGCUUCGAGGGCUAUUGCUUACUUGAAUGUCGACAGUGCAGUACAUGGGCAAGGGUUCCGGGCCUCAGCCACUCCACAGCUUGAUGAACUUCUUAAGCAAGCUACUCAACAGGUCAAAGAUCCCGAUAACUCAUCACAAACUCUCUACCAAGCAUGGGUUGGUUCCGGCAGUUCUCCCACAAUUGGCAGGUUGGGAAGUGGAAAUUCUGAUUUUGCAGCUUUUGUUCAAUAUAUUGGAAUUCCGUCAGCUGAUAUGACUUUCGGUAAAGGAUACCCAGUAUACCAUUCCAUGUAUGAUGACUUUGUAUGGAUGGAAAAAUUUGGUGAUCCUUCCUUUCAUAGGCAUGUUGCAGUGGCAAGUUUAUGGGGUUUGGUAGCUCUUUGGCUAGCAGAUGCAGAGUUUUUGCCUUUCGAUUACACAUCCUAUGCGCUGGAGCUACAGAAAUACAUGAAGAACUUGGAAGUUGAGAUCUUAGAUAAGAACAUAAACCUAACUCCUCUGUUCAAGUCCAUUGAGGAGCUUAAAGAAGCAGCCACAAUCAUAAACAACCAGCGAAGGAAAAAUCGUUUUAAGGUGAGAGAGGUGAAUGACAGACUAAUGAUGGCCGAGCGUGCGUUUACAGAUCAAGAUGGACUUUUUGGAAGGUCAUGGUAUAAGCAUUUGAUUUAUGGCCCCUCAAGGAACGAUGUCUAUGGAUCUGAAUCAUUCCCCGGCAUAGAUGAAGCCAUUGUGAAGGCAAAGAGACUGAAGACAGCAGAGUCAUGGAAAUUCGUACAACAUGAAGUUUGGAGAGUCGCUAGAGCUGUGAGACAUGCAGCAAAAGUCAUCAAUGGUGAAUUAACAUGAUGGCUAUUGGCUAAUUGCGGACUGAAAUACCUUGCAGAUCAAUGUCAAAUGAUAACUUGUAUAGGGUUUUAUUCGGAUAUCUCCAUGUUCUGCUAGUACAAAGAAACUUUCAGAUUAUUCAUCGCACUAUAGAUUACCCCCUUCGUCGUUGUUGACGGUUCAGGCAUCCUCAAUUGACAAUGCUCAGGCCAAACGGUGCCAUACGAUUCCAAUUCAACCUAGGAGUCCACAGCUGGCUAUAUCAUGACACUCCUGCAGAACAACACUAUCCUCUUUUCCAUGGCCGGCCUUGAGGCAAGACCAACUAGGCUGGUGUCUAGGGCCUCCCACAGUUAUAGGGGC